AAGUAUAUAUCUGAGGUGGAGGCAAACAUUUGUCCCAAAUGGUUACAUAUCUGAAUCUGAAAUUCCCACUCAUCUCUCCCAUAACGAGUUUUAUAUGCAAGGUGUGGAUAAGCGGAGACAGUCAGUGAUCGUCCUAUUUGGUAGUAGACAUAAGCCUGGUGGCAAAGGAAGUCUGGAGGAAUUCAAGCGCUAUUGUGUUUAUUGUCUGGACAAAAUAUGUGCAAGAAUCCCGGAGGGACAGAAAAAGUUUGUUGCAAUUGCUGAGCUUGAAGGAUGGGGAUAUUCCAAUUGCGAUAUUCAUGUGGAUACCUAGCAAUUCUAUCAAUCUUGCAGAUAGUUUUUGUCAAGAACAAGAAGCUGAAAUCAACCCUACUUUGUGACACUGAUGAGUGCCAGCUCCCAGACACACAUGGAGGCAAAACUAUACCAUGCAGGACUGCUAAGUGCCAACUUGUUUCCUUUAGUUUCUCCUUAAUGCCACAAGAAUUUUAGGUAUAGCUAGAGAAACAUAUAUAAGGUUUGAAUAACCAUAUUUUACAUCU
Molecule: messenger RNA, 542 nt
Organism: Rubroshorea leprosula
Lineage: Eukaryota; Viridiplantae; Streptophyta; Magnoliopsida; Malvales; Dipterocarpaceae
Source: the annotation of a GenBank genome assembly